Etheostoma cragini (Arkansas darter) is the source of this 2751-nucleotide messenger RNA. It is a transcript of the gene bcat2, whose product is annotated as branched chain amino-acid transaminase 2, mitochondrial. The transcript has 11 exons. Gene Ontology annotation, biological process: L-valine biosynthetic process; L-leucine biosynthetic process. Lineage: Eukaryota; Metazoa; Chordata; Actinopteri; Perciformes; Percidae. The coding region runs from base 261 to 1433 and encodes 390 amino acids. The record is from RefSeq and is a predicted model, not a curated record. Gene Ontology annotation, molecular function: branched-chain-amino-acid:2-oxoglutarate transaminase activity. Gene Ontology annotation, cellular component: mitochondrion.
CGGGGGGGUCACAAAGUCGUCACAAACCGUCCCGUUUAAAAGCGUUUAUAAAUGUGCUAAAGUCAUUUGUUUCCGUUAGCAGAAGGAUAGCUAAUAUCACGAAGGCCAGUGUUUAUGUGUGGGAGGUUUCUGGCUUCACGUCAGCCUAACAGCUAGCGGGCAGCUAGCUAGCGUCUCGUAUUUCAAAGCGGAACUCAAGUUGACUUUGAGUGUUUGUUUCCACACGAACAAAUAUUCUCGUUUAUCUAUACAUAGCGGAGAUGGCAGCCCUCCGAACGGCACUCCAUGGACGACUUGUCCAGGCCCUCCCCUUCUCCUUUGGCUCUCUGCGGUUUGCUAGCUCCUUUAAGGCAGCAGAUCUCGUCAUUGAACGCAACACAGCAUGCAAACCGAAGCCCGACCCUUCCACUUUGGUGUUCGGCAAACAGUUCUCCGACCACAUGUUGACCAUCAACUGGUCGGAGAAGGGCGGCUGGGAGGCUCCAAAGAUCAAACCUUUCCAGAACCUGUCACUCCACCCGGCCAGCUCCGCCCUGCACUACUCCGUAGAGCUGUUUGAAGGCAUGAAGGCGUUCCGUGGCAUGGACAACCAUGUCCGUCUGUUCCGACCAAUGCUGAACAUGGAGAGGAUGCAUCGCAGCGCUGACAGAAGCUGCCUUCCUCUGUUUGAUAAAGAUGAACUGCUGGAGUGCAUCAGGAAGCUGGUGGAGGUGGACCAGGAGUGGGUUCCCUCCGCCCAGGACACCAGCCUCUACAUCAGACCCACCUUCAUAGGAAUAGAGCCGUCCCUCGGUGUGUCUCGGGCAGGACACGCUAUGAUCUUUGUCAUCAUCGGCCCAGUGGGACCCUACUUCGCAACAGGGUCCUUCAACCCUGUUUCUCUGCUGGCGGACCCUUCAUUUGUCAGGGCUUGGAAAGGAGGCGUCGGAGCCUACAAGAUGGGAGGUAACUACGGCCCUACGAUAGCAGUGCAGAACGAGGCGGUGAAGCGGGGGUGCCAGCAGGUCCUGUGGCUGUAUGGGGAGCAGGAGGAGAUCACCGAGGUCGGCACCAUGAACCUCUUCAUCUACUGGACCAAUGACAAAGGAGAGAGAGAGUUGUUUACCCCUCCUCUGGAUGGCAUGAUUCUCCCAGGAGUCACCAGACAAUCUCUGCUGGACCUGGCCAGAUCCUGGGGUGAGUUUGAGGUGACCGAGCGCACGAUGGGCAUGAAGGAGCUGCUGGGGGCUCUGGAUGCCGGGAGGGUCCUGGAGGUGUUUGGAGCAGGGACAGCCUGCGUCGUGUGUCCUGUCGGCAGCCUUCUCUACAGAGGAAAGAAGUACCAGAUCCCGACCAUGCAGAACGGUCCGGACCUGGCAAAGAGGUUCUACAAAGAGCUUACUGAUAUUCAGUACGGACGCAAACCGAGCGAGUGGGCGCCGCUGGUCGUUUAAGCGGCCGCGUUGCACAUGCCAGUUGUAUCAACACUUAGUCCAUUGAUUCCAGUUUGGAAGACCAGCAGCUCCCCCCCACCUCCCCCCCAAGCCUCACACACUCUCGACCCAUUAACGCACUCCUGCUCACUUACAAACCGGGGAGACGGACGCCUCUUUCUAACAACAAUAUGCAAUGUUUUGGACUGGACACAACUCUGACCCUUGGUAAAAACCGCAGAGAUGUGAUGUGGCUGCUGGUGAUAUACUGUAUGUUAGACUAACACAAGCACAUUUAAAUCUCAAAUCUAAUUCAAUCUCCAUUAAGAAACCACGUCAUUCAAGUGUUUGUCCGUGUGCUCACUUGGAUUAGUUCCUGGUGAGGAGGGCAUUGCUUAUAGUUAGCACAAUUUCAUUUCCAUCACAUUAACAAAUAAAAGGCACAAACUGACAUAUUUUCGUCAUAGAAUGUGAUAUUUGCAAUAUUAAAGCAGCUACAUAUUCAGUGUGUAGGACAGUUAACCUCUUGGCAGCACGUAAUCUGUGUGUGCCGUUUCGCAUCAACGAUUGUAUUAAAAUGUAUUUCACAACAGGAACAACGUAUAUAUUAACAAUAACCUGUACUACUUCCAACAACCUGUGGCGUUUUCUCCCAACCCUUUGAACUGUUAGGUGUGACCUGUUAAGGAUAAGGUUUUGUUACUGUUGUGUACAUAACUAUCUGAGAGAGUAUUCGCUGUUAGAUGUCCAUGGGGCCACGUCACUUUGACACCAGAGUUUGCACUGACUUUUGUUUAAUGUCAGGUAAUGUCAGGUUUGUAUCUUUGAGUGUGACUCAAUCAUGAGCGGGUUUUAAUUUGUCGAUUUAGUUUGCGGAGAAGACGACUCGCACAAAAAACUAAAGCUUGAGAUUAAGACGGUCUGAUGCUAGGACGACACGCUGUAGAAGAGAAGGACUGCUACAUGCUGCACUAGUUACUCCUGCACUAGUUUGGGUGGAAUCCUUGUAACAAACAAUGUAAUGUAGUAGUGUUGUUAUUUUGGAGGUUUUUAAAUUAUAUUUGUCCUUGUUUUGAUGUGAAAUUAGGCUGUCUUCCAAAAGUACUUGACUCGUCAGUGUUUUACUGCAUACUGUACCCCUGUCCGUCUCUUCUGUCUAAGUGCCUGACCUCUGUCUGUUCGCUUGUCCUGUGGAUCUUCAGCUGCUUGCUCUAUUUUCCAGUUUGUUCACUAGGCGAUGUAGCUGGGUUCUUUUGUCGAUUUAGUUCUUUUUAUAUGUGAUGCUGUUACUUUUACUCGGCUGUAAUGUUUUUACAAUAAACCUGAUCUGAGUUCAGUC